AUGGUGUUGCUGGACAAGUGUAUCCAUUCCGUGCUGACCUCACGCAGAGAGGUACCCCUCCACUACGCCGGCCAGAUUUCGAUUCAACGCUUUAGACGCGUGAAGAAACGUUGAAGGACGAAAUGUUGGUGAUGAUCAAGGCUGAGAUUUCCAUGGAUUCGGGAGAUGGGAGUCGAAAUGUUCCUAUCGGCAUCGCCGUACGAAGACUUCCUGAGUCUCUGUUGCACAAGAAGUCCAAAGAGGUUUGCAGUAGGUGUACACAAGGUUAUGGGCACGCGCACCCACUUGUCCUUACGUGAUAACUACCAUUCCCUUCCAAACCAAACAUAGCCUAUGAACUUAUAGUAAGUAGUGAACGAGGAAACUAGCGCAGAGUUCUCCGCAUAAUCAAUUUUGCUGAAGUUGUCGAUCCACAACAGAAGGAUAGUGUUGUAAAACGUCAUUGAUAAAUGUCUAACAAGAUUUCAGCAACAACCGUGUUUUAACAUGUAGAUUAACCGUGGACCGGGUAUACGUGUGCUCCGAUACUUCUUUUCUCCAUGUGCUUGUAGGCGAUGCGCUUCUCUUCGAGUAUUCAUUACACCGGGCAGAGAAGGAGGGUGGUUUUGGAAUAAAGUUUGGCGCAUCCCUAUGUCGGGUAUUCUUCUGCAUUUAUGUUGCUCAAAAGUCUAGAGAUCGUUCGACAUGGAGCGUAUACAAAUCUUCCAGUUAUGUCGUAAGUUUCUCAUUCAUUGCAGCCCCAGAACGGUGAUAAUGACGAUAUGUUUGGCGGCAAAGUGAACCGUCCCUAUGGCGGUUCUUUCUAUGCUGAACCGAACAACCAUGCAACUAAUGAUUCUUCUUUCGUUCCAUACUCAACCGCAAAUUCCGCCGAACAAGAGACAAGACCGCCCUGGUUUUUUUGCUGAACCCGAUUUUCGGCGACGCCGUCGAAUUUUUCAUCUUACGGAAGCUGAAUUGGACCAGCGCAUCAGCGUAAGGUACGACGAGGCGAUGAGGAUCGGGGUACUAUGGAAGAUAGCACCGUCACAUCCGCCUUGUGUCUUGAUCACAGUAUGUUCUAUAAUUCACACUCGUGUCAGCCUCAUGUCUGUAUGAAAUGAUCGGAAGAGCAAAGUUCUAAAGCCGGAAGUCGGAUACGAGGUAACCUUACGACAAGAAGUAUAGGCGAAGACGGGGCCGGAAUAGAAAACCUGUCAAUGCAGCUACUCCACACUCGAAUAGUAAGGAUCGCCAGAAUAUUUGCUUCCUAGAAAAUGCCGGCACUAUCUCAUAUUGAAAUUGUCCCGGCGGGAGAGAACUGCAAGUUCUGUGAACAAGCGGGAGUCCGUCUUAACAGCGACAGAAGCUUCUGAGAUGACGUUUUCCAACACAGCGAGUACGCGUACACAUAAGCGAGUUAUUCUUGUUUUGUUAUUAGGAACGACAGACCCCAUUCUCCAAGAGUAUUGCUGGCAGAUGUUAAAGCAUGCGAUGAGAAAAAUAUGCAAGAUGACAUGGAGAUCCAAAGUGAGCGCAGACUGUUUAGCUACCCGCAAAGCCCGAUCGGAGACGCCACUGAAGGUGAAAGGCUCUCACCAGCCGAUCUAUCGUUUGUUUUCCCUUUAUUUCCUUUCCUAGGUUCUUGAAAGAUAUUCUUUGACGGCCACGCUGUCCCGUCGAAUGAUAGACAUCCAUGGGAGAUGAUUGUGAUAAGCACGAAUAUUUCGGACACACGAUCUGUACCAGUCUUCGGGCCCGGGCAUGUAGGGCAUUAAGAGUCCUUAACAUAGUUUGCAGACUUUGACUGCUUUUGUAGGCACCUUGUUCCUUCUUUUCAUGUGUGUGCAAUUGAUGCUAAAGAAAGGAGACAGAGG
Fomitiporia mediterranea MF3/22 is the source of this 1856-nucleotide messenger RNA. RefSeq lists its product as uncharacterized. Bases 123 to 299 code for a protein of 58 amino acids. The transcript is spliced from 8 exons. NCBI's taxonomy places the organism in Eukaryota, Fungi, Basidiomycota, Agaricomycetes, Hymenochaetales, Hymenochaetaceae. The record is from RefSeq and is a predicted model, not a curated record.